UGCCUGUUAUUGUUUACGGUCACACUGAUGUUAAAGUAGGUCAUGGAAAAAGGAAGCUCAUUCAGUUGUCGUGUAUUAACCACUUAGGAAUAGUGAACUCUGUGGUGCUGUCAGUGAUUUUCCGUGGACGCUGGUUGUGAACAACAGGCAGCAGCUGGACUGAUGCUGUUCUUCAAACAUCUGGCCUGAAACUGAACUGGCUGGCAGGCUCUUCUACUGGUGAGACUGUGUUGCUGCCAUGUCCAGGCGAAGCAGGAACAGUCGUGCAUGGCGAUAUGUUUGGGGUGGGAUACGACGGGAUGCUGACACCCGGGCACUUGAAGAAUGGAGCUAUGACCGCCUAGAGUACAGUGAUUCAGACUCAGAGGCAGACUUUUCAGCAGUGAUGGUCCCUCCAGUCCCCAGUGCAGUGCCUGUCACCGGAGAGUCCUACUGCGGCUGCGAUUCCCAGGCUGAGACCAACUACAACCCCCGACUUCGAGGUUUUCACCAAGUUAAAGACUGCCACUGUGGAGAGGAUGACCAAGAGUUUGAUUGGGUCUGGGAUGCCAGCAGCCGAUCGACAGCAACAUUACUGAGCUGUGACAAUCGCAAAGUGAACUUCCACUCUGAGUACAGCUGUGGCACAGCAGCAAUACGCGGCUCCAAAGAGCUGGCUGAAGGGCAGCACUUCUGGGAGAUCAAGAUGACGUCCCCGGUGUACGGAACAGACAUGAUGGUCGGCAUUGGUACUUCUGAUGUUAAUCUAGACAAAUACAGACACACGUUUUGCAGCUUGUUGGGAAAGGACGCAGACAGCUGGGGUCUGUCUUACACUGGCUUGUUGCAUCAUGAAGGAGACAAAAUGAACUUCUCCUCCCGGUUCGGACAGGGGUCCAUUAUCGGAGUCCACCUGGACACGUGGCACGGCACACUCACCUUCUUCAAAAAUCGCAAGUGUAUAGGUGUUGCUGCCACAGAGCUACAAAAUAAGAGGUUUUAUCCGAUGGCGUGCUCCACAGCAGCGAAGAGCAGCAUGAAGGUGAUCAGAUCCUGCUCCGUGCCCACCUCCCUGCUGUACCUUUGCUGCGCUCGCCUUCGCCAGCUGCUGCCGGACUGUAUAGACACCCUGGAUGUGUUGCCACUGCCGCCAGGCCUUCGCCAGUUGCUCCACAACAAACUGGGAUGGGUGCUCAGUCUCAAUAGUGGCACCACAGAAGAAACCUCAGAUGGACCUGAGCGCCCGUCACGUUUGCCCGUGCCCCCGCUGGCUGGACCGUCGUCCUCCGAGAGUGACUCAGAGGGGUGCACGUCUGACCCUGAAGCCUGUCAGAGGAAGAGAUGCCGCUGGACAUGACUGGACAGCUCAACUCCUACCUCCUCUUAAACACUGGCAGACGUUAAUGUCCUUUGGCAUCUAAUCUGGUGUUUCCUACCUGCCUCAAACUUUCCUCAGUGUUGUCCAGUAGUGAAGAAAAUCCCAGGAUCGGAGAGGUACGUAGAGGGAAAACUGUGAGGGCGGGAUUUCUGCCUGCACGCUUUUACUGUGAUCUUCUCUCAUGCCAUUCAGAAGUCUUCAUGCUCAUAACACAUCCAGUAUCUCAGCCGGCUUCAGUAAUAAGUGAAAGAUGUGGUGUUAUUUUGUUAGCAAACAUAAUUUGUUGCCAUUCAUGGAUGGGGAGUAAUGAAAUGGUGCAGGACUAUACAGUGUAACACUGAACUCAAGUAUGGCCAAAUUUUGGUGGUCAUCAUGUUAUAUUUGCAAAAAGGAGGUUUAAAAAUGAGAAACUAUAUUUUCUGUGUUUUCAAACUGUAUGCAAGUAAUGUAUAUUGUUUUCAACGUUAAUGCUAUCAGUGCAUUAUCGAAGGUAAUUUGUUUCCUGUUUUACUGGCUUCUGCAAUUUCCUGUUUGGUUGCCAAAGUGAGAAUCAGUGGGGAAACUGUGUCCCGUGAGUGAAACAGUGAGUGAGUCAACACGCCGUAGGUCAGAGUAUUCUUUAUUUCUUACCCUGAGGUUACAGCUCAAAGUAAAAACUUGUUUAGACAGAUGAAAUCCUUAAAGGUGUACUAUGCAGGCAUGGUCAGUUACAGUUUGUAAACAGUUGCCUACGACAGUGAAAGCAAACCCAGCUUUGUUUGCUGAGUGUUUUCACAGCUGUUGGGAGACGUUUACCUUGAGGGCUUUCUGCCAGAAAGGGAUUUCUUGUUUAAAGGAAUAUUUCACCCCCUAGUGACCAUUUGUAUUUGAUUUACUCACCCCGUGUUAUGUUGAGUAUGUGAAGAAAACGUUGUUUUUCUAGCAUGCAACCACAACGAACAAAGAGUCAAAAAAAGGCGAAACGUCUUGAUGAAUUUAAGUCAUAACUGUUUACAAACUCUCGCACAUCUCAUGCAGUAGAAUCCAAGUCUAUAGUCCAAGUUUAUCCAGUCAUAUGCUCAGUCCUUUCUGACAGGGAACUGAACUAAAAGUAAAACGUUUUUAUGCCGUCUGCAAAGCCAGACUCCAUUAAAAAAAAAAGUAAUUUUACCUCACUGGAAACAGGACGAACAGGAGCUGCUGGUCUACUGCUGCCUCGAUCAGUUAGUUUGUGUUGUUCUUUGACGUUGGUGAAUUCGAACUAACCAUUUAAAACACGGGUUUUUUUAAAUUUAGUUUAGCCAUUUUUAAAUGCAGCCCCUUUUACUUCAAUUCAUUACUAAUUUUAUCUGUUUUUGGCUUCUUAGUUCAUCAUGGAGGCAUGCAAGAAAAACAGAGUUUUCUUAAGGAAUUCAACAUAAUACGGGAUAACUUAUUGAUAUAUAAGUGAUCAUUUAGUGAGAAAAGUAUUCAUUUAAGGUUAGAAGAAAAUUGUAGUUUGGGUUAAAAUGAGAUUUCUCCCAGAAAUAUAUUUCUCCCAUUUGUGUUUCACCUCGCUAUAUUUGCGUUUUUUCUGCGCUGCGUCCGCGAUUUUCAUAGCUUCUUUUUGGAUGCCUGCUGCUUGGGGUCUGGCAACCAGUUGCUACCUUUUUAUAAAGUCCUGACCUCUCUUGUGCAAUUUGCCCUGAAACACCCUGAACACAGCAAAAUAAGAAGAAAUGAAGAAAAUGCUUAUUGUGGGUCAUACGUGAAGAUUAAGAGGGUUUACUUUUGUAUGUGUCUACUCAUUUUUAGGAAAAUCCUGCACAGUAUAUCUUUGAAAUGUUAGAAGGAGGUGAAUAUAACCUGAAUGUACUUUACAGCUUUUAGUCCUCCAAAAAUGAAAAUAUUCCUUGUUGUCUUCAUAGAAAAGCCAUCACCUCCAAACAGCUCACACACCCGUCAGUCCUCAUCAGAUAAUGUGUGUUUCUUGAGAAACUUGAGAAGAAAAAAACAUUAGAAGUCAAAUAUUUAUUUAUUGCAACGUCCAUCUGUCACCAGCCUUUAAAGUCUCCUGUUGAAAUAUUAUGCUACUUGUUUGUAGAAACUGUGGAUGAACUCUUUCCUAAAAAAAAGUGUAAGCAGUAUACAUUGUUAUUUAGUGUAGCUCUUUUAAAUCUGAUCACGAGACAAGUACUCAGAAGAAACUGCCGCACAUUUAAAGUACCUUUUCAUCGCUUCUACACCUUAUUUUAUAAAACUUUUUAAAAGAUUUGUUUAUUUGAUUCACAAAAUAUGAGAUUAUGAGCAGUUUUAACAUUUUUUUGUACUAAUUUGUUUAUGAAAGUGCGUUAUUUUGAUUUUCCAAAGGCCUUUUCCCAUCACUGACUUUACCAACUCCUCUGUAGGUCAUACUCUCUAAAUACUUUUAUUAUCAAACUCUCAAUCCCCGCUGGACUAAAAAGCGGCUGUAAAAGUUCUUUGUUACUGAAUAAAGUCAAACACUGACUGUAGUUAGCUUGAAUAUAGAAAAUGAGACUCAAAAUAUUAUAGAAGCUUCUUGUACUGUUUCUGCAGCAUUAGAUUCCUCUCUGUGCUGAGUGCGUCUCUAACUGUUAUCAUUUUUAAAAUGUGUCUAAAAACACAGUUUGAGCAACACGCUCAACAUUUAUGCACCUUUUACUGAACUGUGGACAAGGUUGUUUAAGUUUUUAUUUUGUUUCCUCAAGCUGGGGGGAGUCUUCCACCUUCAGCACCCUUCAGUGUCACGUGUAGAGGGAAUAAGUUUUGGUAAUAGUGGUGUUUGUGGUGGUUGAAGGAAAUUUUCUUUUUUUUUUUUGCCAUCAAAUCUUCUUGGAUGUGUUGACAAUUUUCUCAGACUUCUUUUGUUUAUUUUAUUUUAUUUUUCUAAGAUUAAAAUCUUUUUAAAUUAACAUGUUGAGCCUAUAAACUAACAGUAGGGAGGUGGAUCGUGCUGCAGAAGAAUUUUGCAACGUUUCUGCGGAUGUUUUGAUGCUCAUUUUCUGCCGAAAUACAAACAUUUUACAACCACCUUUUAAGCCUUUAGGGACUGAGUGGUGUUAGAAUGAAUUUAAUAUUAUCUGAUUAUUGAUAAAGAAUGACUGAGAACGGUAACGUUAACCGUGGGUCAGAUAUUUAAAUAAUUGUUAUUUUUAGUUUAUUUAAAGUAUUAAAUCAUCAAUAUGAAGUAGUUUGGCCCAGAUUUUGAAGCUACAGUCUGCCACCUGCUGCCUCAGUCUGUGAUCAUGUUCACGCCUCAAGGGUUUAAGUAGAUGUACACAAAGAUUUAAGGUACUAUGCAACACAAGCAUCUAAUGUGAUAAUGGUUUUUAGAAGGAGUGUGUGUUUAAGCAUGUCGUUAUGGAGGCACUGACACAACGUCAGUGAAGGAACCAGAGGAUCGUGAUCUUUAGUCAUGAGUAGUGUGACAUGACACACUUAAUCCUGUCUAGUUGUGUAACAAUUAAUCAGAUUUAUCCCUUUAGAUCUCGUAAUGUAACCACCGAGAGGUUAGUUGUUGUCCAGCAGGUGUAUUUUUUUGUCUUAUUUCACGAUAUUUGUCUUCACAUUGAUGCAUCCAAGCACUUUUUCUUACUGUUGUACUGUAAAUAGGAAAAUUCUAAGUGUUUCUUCUAUGUCCUAUUAACAAUACUGUAUGUGAGGGCCUUUACUCGCCUUUUUCUGUAUAACUUAUCAGCAUGAUUUUCAGCUGAAAAUAAAAUGAAUGCUAAAUAUG
Plectropomus leopardus (leopard coralgrouper) is the source of this 5072-nucleotide messenger RNA. RefSeq names its product splA/ryanodine receptor domain and SOCS box containing 3a (gene spsb3a). The record is from RefSeq and is a predicted model, not a curated record. Gene Ontology annotation, cellular component: SCF ubiquitin ligase complex. Gene Ontology annotation, molecular function: protein binding. Gene Ontology annotation, biological process: proteasome-mediated ubiquitin-dependent protein catabolic process. NCBI's taxonomy places the organism in Eukaryota, Metazoa, Chordata, Actinopteri, Perciformes, Serranidae.